AGAAAGUUGGAAGGAAGUGUGCUGAACGCCAUGUGAGAAAAUUGUGCAAUUCAAACAAGUGAUGACUUAUGCAUGCACGUAGCACGAUAAAUACAAAAAUGUAGAACUACAAACACUCGGCUGUGAAAAUUGACUCAGUUAUAAUUGAGGUCAGUUAAUUUCUUGCACAGUAUAAUUUCUUGUGCUAAUUAUAAAGGCGUUGGAAUGAGUUCGUUUGAUACAAAGAUAGCAAUAUGCAUUUAACAAUUCAAAGCAAUCAAACUUAUUUAGUAAUAGUCUAAUCAGCUGUAAACGAUUGGCAUGAUAAUUAAUCCUACUGUAGAAAUACAUAAGUGCGAAGUGCAUUCUAUAACACCGCAUUUCAACGCAAUUUACUCGAUGUGAUACGACGCAUUAGUAGCUAAACAUAACGCUUAUAAUCGUUUGUCGUAAAGUGCGAGGAAAGUGCGCGCCUCAGCAAAUACAAUUAUUAUUUUUUGAGCAAUAAACCCACGGCUAUCAGAAAUAUGAGAAUUUUUUCGACUACAAAGGGAUCCAGCACGAUGGAAAUGUAGCUUCGUCAAGAAUUUUUAAAGUAAUGAUUAGCGUCAUCAUAUCUACCUAUAUCCAUUUAACACGCGCACUAAUCAACCAGAAUUUAAUCACUUGUAUCAACAUUAAACAAAACAAGACAAGACAAAAACAAAACUAUUUUGUUAUCAACGAUUAUUUUAGAAAAAGUUUUCAUUCACGACGGGAGCGAUUACUUGAACGAUAUACAAGACUGUUCAUAAUUAGUAGUUAGUCACGAUUAGCGCGCAGAAAGUGCAAGUCGAGAGCGCAACGAAAUCGAGUAACCAUGUGGCCAAAAAUCGAUAAGGAGCUACUGCCUAUGAAGGCGCAUUAUUUCUUUUUUAAUGCAGGAACGGCGCCGGUAAUGCCUUUCAUGCCCACAUUGGCGCGUCAAUUAGGCUUCUCUACAGUGGUGGUAGGCACAAUGUAUGCAAUUUUGCCGAUCGUUGGCAUGUUAGCGAAACCGCUAUUUGGAUUUAUAGCAGAUCGUUAUCAACGUCAUCGAACACUUUUCCUUAUCGGCGAAGUACUCACCGCCGUUGCCUUCUUCCUCAUACAAUUUACGCCAUCCAUUCCACAAUCCUUGCCUACUGUAGAAUUUCACUGUCACGGUGGUGCAUCCGAUCUCAAAUAUUAUUCCGAAUUUGAUAAGUGCAUAGAACAGAAUCUCGAAAGUUACUAUGGCGAUCGCGUACUAACUUGCCAGCUAUACUGUCAAGCUAAUCCUGAGCAAUGGGACUUCGUUUGUGACAACUGGCUACAUAACAACGGCGCCGGCAGUAUUACAAGUAAUGUCACUUGUCCUGAUCGCAAUAAUCCACAAUUAAACUUUACAACAUUUGUCAAUAUGAGCGAAAUUGUGAUGGCAAGUGACCAUCUGUUCUUUGUCAUACCACACGAUCAAGGUCAAAUUAAUGGGGAAACUAUAACGUUAAACUGUCCACGUGAACAGUCACAAUUCAAUACAAGCUGUCAGAUUGAAUGCAAUGAUAAUUAUUUUCAUAGCCAACUGGUGCAGAGUGCAGCGAUAAAGAACAGUGAUGUGACGGGCAUGUAUCAAUUUUGGUAUUUUUUUAUCAUGCUCAUUGUGAGCUGGAUUGGCAUGGCGGUGGUGGUGAGCAUCGGUGAUGCCAUAUGCUUUUCGAUAUUGGGUGAACGACAUCAUUUGUAUGGAAAUCAGCGAUUGUGCGGCUCCAUAGGUUUCGGUGUAUUUUCCAUUAUCGCUGGUGUGCUAGUAGAUAAAAUGUCUGGCGGCAGUGCUACUAAAAACUAUACAAUCGUAUUUUGGAUGACUUUGGUGAUAAUUGGAUUUGACCUGAUAUCAUCCACGAAAUUAAAGCACACACAAACCCACCUCUCACCCAACAUUCUCAAAGAUGUCGGUAAAAUGUUCCUUUCAGUACGUUGUGUGAUAUUUUUCAUUUGGUGCGUUUCGAUUGGUCUAUGCACGGCACUCGUUUGGAACUUUCUCUUUAUGCAUUUGGAUGAAUUAGGCGAAAAACUUGAAGGCUGUCAAAAUUCAAUGAAAACACUUGAGGGUAUUGCCAUGGGCAUACAAUGUUUCGGUGGUGAGCUACCCUUUUUCUUCCUUUCUGGUUGGAUAUUAAGGAAAAUCGGUCACGUUAAUGCAAUGAGUUUGGUGCUAUUCGCAUUUGGCGUGCGUUUCAUACUCUAUUCUAUGCUGGUAAAUCCAUGGUAUGUGCUGCCUAUUGAAAUGUUGAAUGGUGUUACAUUUGGUAUCUUCUACUCAACGAUGGCGUCGUAUGCGAGUAUUGUAGCGCCACCGGGCACAGAGGCCACUAUGCAGGGCCUAGUCGGUGCAGUCUUUGAAGGUGUGGGCGUAUCAAUGGGCAGUCUCAUUGCUGGCAAUCUCUUUGCCGCUGUAAGCGGUAGCGGAACCUUCUUGAUUUUCGGAAUUUUCGCCUUCAUUGUAUUUGUUGUGCAUGUAUGUGUGCAGAUAUAUUUGCAACGCAAUGCUGUUGAUACAAAUGGUAAGCAAACGGAAGUUAAUAAUGUUGCGCACGAAGUGAACUAUUUACCAGCAGAAAAUGGUUACAUAUGGACAGUAAAUGCAAAAACGCCUAAAGGUGUUAACGCUGAAUUUACUGACGUGGAUUUAAGUUGAUUUUAAAAGGUUGAUAAAAAAAAAUAUAAUAAGUAAUUUAGUACUUAAAAAGUGCCACCGAAAACGGUGAAUAGCAGAGCAACGCCCUAGGCAUAGCAAGUAUUAGCGCAAUAUUUUUAUGUACAGAUAGUUUUUUAUUGAACUUAUAUUUUUCCCACGAUUUUUGAUGCUAUAAAAUCACUUUAUUAAAAGUGAAAAAAAGCUAUCUCAGUGAUAGUUUAUACUAAAAUAAGUUAUUUCUAAAACCAAGUUCAAAUCGAGAACAGGGCUCUUCUUUACUCCUGCUAGCCAGUUUAUUUUUAAGACGUUUGAUACUUUUAUAUAACAGUCAGGUGCUUAUUGUGUGAAUCUUUGAAUAAAUACUAAAUUCCUCGAAAGAAAAACUUUUAUUUGCAUUUCUUAAAUGAAAACAAAAUUGAAAUGUGUACAUAAAUAAGGAGUACACCGAAAAGCAGAAAGCUCGGAGCUCAAAAUUUUCAACAAAUUUUAAAAGUUCAGUAAAAGUUUCGCUGUUUUCGAGCACUUAAGUGCUUUCGUCAGGUAAUUUCAAAUUAUUUCCUAGUAGAUGAAUAUUUGCAUGUACAGAUUGCUUGCUUAAUACUUAUUCAGGUACCCUGCAAACACAGUCAUCAACGUUAGAGAAACAUUUGAUUUACAUUAGAAUUAUAAUGCAGUUCUCUAAUGUUUCGCUAAGGUAAGAGAACUAUGUUAGAAUUCGAUUAGAAAAUGAUCAGAAAAAAUACUAUACAUUAUAAACCAAUUAGAAUUCAACGUUAGUAUGAGAUUAGAUACUAACCUUUUUCUCGAUAUCGAGAACUUAGUUCCCAUUUUGUAGAGUAUGCUAUAAUUCUCGACAGUUUAUCUAAUCGUCUUAUAACCUUCUUCCUUGGUAAAACACAUUAGAAUUCGAAUCGGUUUCUAAUCGUUCUCUAACUUAAAUGUUUGUUGGGUAGUUAGUAUUUUGUAAUGAAAAGUAUGUAGUUCAUAUGUUUGAUAGUCUAUAUGUAUUGCAUGUUAUUUUUUUCGUUUUGUGAUUUACGUGAAAGUUACAAUUAUAAUUUUCAGUUUGUUGUUUUAGACUUUGUGUGAAAAACAAUAAUUUACAAAGAAUUUAGUAUGUAUCGUUAACUUGUAUAUUUUUUGCAUUACAUACAUAUAUGUAAACCAAAUAAUGUUCCUCCGACAGUCGGGCCUACGAAGCCAGAACGACCCUGAUUUAUAUCGGGCCAAGAACGUCGCUCCAUCUGAUUCUCCAAAAACCCUUUUGAGAAUUUUUAUGAUGGUACAACAACAAAAACCAUCAAAUGCUUAUGGUCGAAGAACAAAAGUCAAAUCAAUGAUCAAAUAGUACAGAAAAACUAAAGCUUUUGCGAAAAACUCAAAGGAAACGCCUUCCAAAUAAAGAGAAAUUCGUCUCCACUAUAUAACAAGCAUUAGUUUAGACGUGCUGCUCUUAUUUAAAGUCAAUAAUAAUGAAAUCGAGCACAAAUUAAAUUUUCUUUGUUUACAUAUGAUGUAUAAUCAAGAUACAACCAUUACAAACUAGCUAGUACUUAAAAAUAUAUAACUGUUAUGCCUCAAAACAGAGUCGAAAUUUUGAUUACCUAAAUAUGUAUAAUCAGCAAAUUAUGAGUAUUUCCUUUGAUUUUAUAGUAAAGAUCGAAAAAAUAAUCCAAAAAAAUUAUAUGAGCUUCAGGCUUAUCACACUCCGAAUUCUAUAUUCAGUUGAAUACUUCCAUUGUUACCAAUUGAGAAAUUACUGAUCAUUAGAUUAAAUCAUUUGUUUGAGUUUCAUAAGCAAGAAAACUUAUCAAAUGAACUACUUUUGGAGCACAUAUGUAGUUAUAACUACCUACAUACAUAUGUACAAUCUAAAUAUUUUAUUUUCAAAAUUACUUCCAAUUCCUUACCACGCUGAUAAGUUUAUCAUUUACUGCGCUCAUAAAAAUAUAUGUAUAGCAAUUAUUCCAGAGUCUAUUAAUUCUUAUCUCCAAGUACAAUGUUGUAGUGAGCAAGUCUAGCAAACGUAUUGCCUGCAAAUGAAACUUCGGUCUGGACAACAAAUUCAAUUACCUACAUACAUAGAUGUAUUAGUACUAUAUCAGAUUUGCGUAUUGUUACAUCUAUUAGCGUACAUAUGCAUAUGUAUUUUGUAUUUAGAUUUAUUUUUUUAUAUGGUUCAAUGUUUGAAUUGCAUUUAUUAAACUUACCUUUCUACAUUUUAUUUUUCUUUUCUCUCAUUCCUCGAACAUUGACACAUUUCCAGGAACGGUGAAAUAUUUGACGCCCAACGAUGCGAUGCAUAUGCUCAACGAACCAGAAUACAGUAUUGUCGCUUAAAAAAAGCGAUUAACAAAAAAAGAUUUCCUGCUUAUAAGUAAUCAACUGGUCUAUGGCGUGUGCCAGUUUCUCCCGGUCUAAUGUGUGCGUGCAGCAGGUCUGUAGCUGCAAUAUAUCGGCUUUGAGCACACGGCAGCUGCCUUUUCUUGCUUUGAUGUUCUAUUCUCACUAUGAGCUGUGAAUCUUUUGCGUACUUAUUAGAAGGAAAACAAAAACAACAACAAAAAACUACGUACAUAAUCUAUGGAAUUGUGGAUGUACUUAGUUAAUAGUAAAUGUGUAUGGUAUUUUUGAAUUUUUUGACAUUGUAGCAUUUGAGUGUAUUCGCUAUGAACUGUACAUUUUACAUAUCUACACAAAUAAGCAUUUAUAGUUGAUGUCAAAUUUAGCGCAAUAGUUUUGAUAGCUAUAGAUUAUUACAAAUUACGAAUUAGUAACUUGCAUGCGGUUUACGUAACGAAAGCAGUUUCGUCUAUCCACUAGCUACAUUUUAAUAUUUCAUUUCUAUUUUAAUUUAUGUGCAAAGUAGUACGCCUGUGUGCAUUAAUAGCUAAUUAUAAGUUGAAAGUAAGUCUCUAAAUACUUUGUAUUUUGGAAUUAAAUUUUAUUUUAACUACAUAUAAAAUCGCUAUAAAAUAAUUUUAUCAUGUCUGUGUAGUGUAGUAAGAUUUAACAUUUUUAAAAUGUAGUUAAGAAUUUUAAAUUAUACUUUUUAGUUUGCUAAGGCUUUUUACUUUAUACCUCUUUUUUGCUCAAAACCAAAGCAUUAUAACGUUGUGCUCAAAUGUUGUCCUUAGCACAAAAAAGCGUAUUUCUUUGAAUAAUUGAGUCGUAAAGUAGAUGCAUACAUACAGAACAAUUCAUCUUAAAUUAGGCAAAUUGUAUUGCAAGCAUGUAUUCGUUUUACAUUAAGCAUGAUAAUGCUUAAGGGCAUUUCUUAUUAAACCUUUGUAUUAGUGUAUUUUAAUUAUACAUGGUACUACAUUUAUAUAAAAUAUAAUCAAAAUCUAUUCUUUAUUAACUAAAA
Molecule: messenger RNA, 6044 nt
Organism: Rhagoletis pomonella (apple maggot)
Lineage: Eukaryota; Metazoa; Arthropoda; Insecta; Diptera; Tephritidae
Product: major facilitator superfamily domain-containing protein 6-like protein A
Exons: 8
Coding region: 839-2677 (612 amino acids)
Cellular component (GO): membrane
Source: RefSeq, a predicted model, not a curated record